Pomacea canaliculata is the source of this 6870-nucleotide messenger RNA. Its product is annotated as monocyte to macrophage differentiation factor 2-like. NCBI's taxonomy places the organism in Eukaryota, Metazoa, Mollusca, Gastropoda, Architaenioglossa, Ampullariidae. The transcript has 8 exons. Bases 305 to 1051 code for a protein of 248 amino acids. Gene Ontology annotation, cellular component: membrane. The record is from RefSeq and is a predicted model, not a curated record.
CUCAAAUGGAAUGAUUUAUCUCACUUGGCUGCUUAACGUUGCCCGUGCCAACACGGGGCAUAGAUGGACUUAAAUCUCACUCACAUUGUCGUUGAUAAUAUCAGGGAGGCGGGCUUCGAUACGAUCGAAUAAGCACCAGGUAAAACAUACAAGGAAGCCCCAUAUGCAGAUGGAUACAACAUGGGCAGACAGGAAACAUCCACUGGGACAGCAUAGUACUUUUCAGCAGGACUCUUCUUGAGAGCACAAGAAGACUGAGAGCUGCUAAUUAGGCCAUUCAAGUGCACCACAGAACUGCUGUCCAAUGGUUGUAACACUUUUACGCCAGGUCUCUUCUAAUGCUGAUCUUAAAAGGUUAAAAAAUGAGCCACCAAGUCAAGGGGAGGCUUAUAAUCCAACAGAUGUGGAACAUUUGGCCAACAUCAUCCCCCAUGGAGCAUGGGUGGCACCAAGUUUGGCAGCACUUGUAUUUAUGGUGUACCUGGCAGCAUCUGAUUUGCACCUGACAGUUGUGAUCAUCUAUGGGCUGGCCUUAAUAGCUCUCUUCUCUGUCUCCACCAUUUUCCACUUCAUCUCUUACACUGGCUGGCUUCGAAACUGGAAAAAUUUUUUUCAUAUUGGAGACCGUGCGGUUAUUCAUGUAUUCAUUGCAUCGUCUUACACACCUUGGCUGAUUCUGAAGGAGUUUCAUUCGUGGGCAGAGGAGGUAUUGACUGUUGUAUGGGUACUGGCUGUUUGUGGAAUUCUUUACCAGUACCUGUUCCAUGAACAAUACAAAUGGCUUGAAAUUGUCUUGUAUCUAGUGAUUGGGGUGUGUCCCUCCAUCAUCAUCAUGGAUAUGAAAGAGUCUUCAGGACUAUAUGAGCUGUCUCUGGGGGGGAUUACCUAUAUGCUAGGUGUGCUUUUCUUUAAAAGUGAUGGAGUCAUUCCCUUUGCCCAUGCCAUCUGGCACUGUUUUGUUUUCGUGGGCGCACUUUUCCAUUAUUAUGCUGUGUGUGUAUAUCUUCUUGGUGCACCAGUCACAGCAGGUGUUGGAGACAAAACACCAUGAAUCAGCAAAAGAUUAGCAAAUAACAACAAUGGACAGCAAACAGCAUAUAAUACUAUAAAGUGUAUACAUGUUUGACUUUUGAUUUUGACUGUAUGUGAGUGUGUGUGAUAAUGCAUGACAUUUACUAAAAUUAGUUUAACUGUUUUUGUAGAUACCAUGUGUAAUUGUGUACAUGCAUGUAUGUUUAAGGGUUUAUUUCACAUAUAUAUAUAUAAUCCAUGUGCAUAUUUGUGCAUGCCUGCACUUAUGUGGGUUUACACAGAAUGGCAUAUGUGUACCCCUAUUUGUCUAAAAAUACAUGGGAUUUAACAAAAGAGAGCUUAUUUUUGGAUUAGUUAUUGCACUGCUGGUUUCAUUUGGUUAUUUUUAUUUAAUUAAUUUUCAGUUUUAAUUUUACAUAUUUUGUUUUCUGUUUGGUUUGUCAAGAAAAUGCACAAAUAGUUGUAAGGCCAGUCAUAGUGGUGAUAUGUUUUUGAAAAUAAUUAUAACAAAGCAGGCAUAUAUCAGGUCUGAUUAUAUUUCCUAUUGAUAUAUUUUCUAGACUUUGUAAUAUUUUGUUUAAUUUAUUAUGCUUAAUAAUACUCUCUCAUGAAGAAAUUAGAAAGCAUGAAUAGUUAAUUAUAUUUUUCAUUACAUUCAUUCAUCAUGGAGAGGUGCAUUUAUUGCAGGUGCACACACACAUACAUGCGUUCAAGGAGAGAGAGAGAGAGAGAAAAACACUUGUGUUUAGUUGAAAAAUUCCUUACAAUACUAAGAUGUUGACUUUGCCAGUGUCUAACAAAAAUGCUAAGCAUAUUUUACACAUAUUUUAAAUUAUAACUUCUGCUGUUCAAUACUAAGCUAAUAAUAAAUAAUACACCUAGAAUGGAUAUCUGUGUUGUACAGUAUACAAACUAAAAAGUUCUUCAAGUGUAUGUUUCGUGUAUUUUGUGGAGUAACACUACUGCACUUUGGUUGCAGUAAAUGCUAGCAACAAAGUUAUGAGAAGUUUCAAUUACCACAAUAAUAUUUUUAAGCACUGGCAUUUGUAAUUUUUUUUUUAGUCAACUAACGAAUCACUAGUCAAAUGUUUGACCUGUGAUAUACCUGUGUUCUUCUGUAUAAAAUGUUUUUCAAAGCAUUUUUGUGCUCUUUUUCACUUUAAGAAUUUACUAGAAAUAAACAUCUUUUUGAGUCCAAAAGCAAAACAUCUUUGUACAACAGGAAUAUGCAUAUAAUUUUAUUAUUUAUGAUCAUGUUGCACUUCUGUAUGUUUUGCUGCAUAGCCAUGACAUGACUGUUGAUACAGCAUCAUGUAUUCUUUCUUUUCUGUUAGCUGUUGCUGUAACUUUGAUGUUAUGUUUAUGUGAUGAAUGUAUGUGCUUGUGCACACUUGUAUGUAUGGAUGAAUGUCUUGCAUGGGUAUAUGUAAAGGUUGGAUGUCAAGACAGUGUCUUUGCUUUUCUGCAUAUAGUUUAUGCACAUGCAUGUGUGUGCACAUGGACAUGCAUGUUUGUAUGCAGGGCUUUAAUCAAAUGAAUAAUUGUGUUUUUAUCUUAUAUAAACAUAUUGCAUGAUAUGAGAAGUGCUGUUUCAGCGACGUAUUUUAGUCACUAUCAUUAUUUUCCUUUGUUUCCAGUUUCAAACUUAGUGUAUCAGUUAAUUUGUGUGUUUGUGUGUGCCAACAACUUUUAAUGAAUUAUUAUGUUCGGUGUAGUAAUCCAUUAAUAAUUGCAUGUAUACAAGUUACACAAAUGUAGGUAUAGAUAUUUUUCAUAAUCUGUAAGAACACAUUCAGGCACUUGUGCAUGUACAUUAUACUAAAAGAUGCCAUGAUCUUACUUAUUCUCUCACCCACAUAGAUUUGCUUAUUCAGCUCUGAUUUUUUUCUGUCCUCCCCUCUACCAACAACUCACAUUCUAUGUCUUUUAUUGUGUGUACACAUACACACACAUAUGCAUGAACAAAAACAACCACCUAUGCACAUGUGCACACACUUUCAUGCAUGCAUACAUAUCCAUUUCUAAGUAAAUGCAUGUGUUCAUGCGCAUGCAUAUGCACACACACCUGGUAUACUGAUAAUAGAUUUUACAGAAUUAUUUUGAUAUAUUGCAAGAUACACCUAUUUGCUUAUGUGCUGCUCAGAUGUGACUGAUAAUUAUUUAAGGGGAUGGAAUUUUUGUUAACACAAUACCUCAGUUCAUAUAGCCUGAUCUUUAUUUAAGUUCAGGAAUCUGUUAGGGUGUACACAGCAUUCUCAUAGUCAUUUACAGGAAUUACUGUGAUCAUGUAAACAUGUUUAUUCAGCUGCGAUAGUAGUCAUUUACCUAUCCAGCAGGUGCAUGAAAGAAAAAAAAAAGUCAUGAAUGUGUGGUAAUUUACAAACUUGUAAAGAAAUUCUAACCAUGACAAUCUUCUGUUUUCUUGUGGAACCUCUUUUUCAUGUUUAUGUACUUAAAACAUAUAUACACACAGGGCAGAUAUAAACAAAGGCUCUGAAGCAUGUCAAAUUUUAUAAUGUUUAUUCUAAAGUUUGCUGUCUCUUUAUACAUAUAUUAGUUUUUGUUUUGAGUACAUGUCACAGCUAUAUUUUUAUGGUGCUUUAGAAAUACAAUUUUUUCUGUACAUUUAGAUGCUAUGGCAUAUAUCAAGUGGCAAAAUUAAGCAGGAGAAAAUUAAUUACCUAUUGACAUUGUAUAGACAUGCUGAAAUAUUGUUUAGUGGUGCAGGACCAAGAGUUUAUAAAAUUUAUUUAUUAAAUUUUCAUUAAAGAAAUUUUGCAGAUACAGCACUUCAAGAUGAAUUCCAUUUUGUGAAAAAAGAGAAGUUAAUUAUGAUAAUAAAAUGGAAAAAUAAUGUUUUUAAAAUGUAAAGUAUUUCCAUACACAUGUAUUGGAAUGUAAUUAUGUGUUAAAAGAUUCAGAAUAUUUAUAAUGUAAAAAAAAAUGCUUUUGGGGCCCUAUGCUUCAUUGGGAGUGAAUAGGAAGAAGAAAAAGAAAAAAAUGCUUGGAGAUGAAUACCUGGAGCAAAAUCAUGAUCAAAUAAUUUUACCUCUUGUCCUUAAGACAUAUAUUAGACAUAUAAAUAAGACAAAUGCCCAUAUUAAUAAUUUAGAAUGUAAUCAGUAUCAUUUUCAUUAGUUUUAACUGCACUUCUUUUACAUGAGAACAAGUAUACAUUUUUAUAUGAUUGAAUGACCGUUUUGAUCACUACUUGUGUAAACUAAGUUGUACUUGCAGCCAGUAUGUUUUGCUGAGUGAUCUGAUUUUUUUUUUAAAUCUAGAAAUGUGAUCUCUUUUAUUUUGCAGUUUACAUCAUGGGCAGGUACACAUAUACACACAUGCACAGAGACACAAUAUAUUAUUUUGAACAUCCUGUGAGUGAUAAAAAUGAAAGUAAGCAUUUAUCUUUGUCUGUCUCCAAUAAUGCUUCCAUCAAACUGAUCGUUAAUCCAUUUCAUCCAUCAGAUUCUGGAACAAGUUUUUAUGGUGAAAGUUUUUAUUUUGAUAUUUGACCUAUAAAACUUUGCCACUUGAGUGAAGAACUAUUUGAUAAUACACCACCUUCACAUGAAAAUCGUGUCCUGAGGUAAGUAUGAAGACCUCACUUCCCAAAGACUGAAAGGUUAUGGGACUACUUUUACUUACUGUAUGCUGUAUUAUGUUGGAUUUCAACUUGACUUGCUACUGUGGUAAUGGAGUAAUGUUUGUUCUAAACCUUUGGUUGCUCCUUAAGGAAUGUUUGCAUGUUAUAGACAGCUACAAGAAGUCUUUAGUGAUAUAUAUAUAAAGAACAUAGAGAAGGAAAAUUUGUUUUGGUUGACUCACUAAUGAUCCAACAUUAGGUGACUUAUUUGGAGUAACAGAUAUUUAUUUUCCUAUUAGGACCAUUUUCUUGUAGCUUAUUAAAACUAAGGCUGGUUCUCUGUUAUAUUUUAGAUCUUUCAGUAUCCUUUCAUGAUUGCAGUGUUUUUCAGUACAGAUCUGCAUAAUAUGUAUUCUGUUGUUCAUAUAUUUAGUGUGGUUUUAUUAGUGCAGGCCUGCAUAGAUAGCUUAUCUUGCUUUUCGAUGCUCCGAUAUGGUGUGUAUUUGCAUAGAUAUAAACAUUAUUACUAUAUCUAAUAAUUACACUGCCCCAGGUGCUUUUGAUAAUCUGGUUUAGUAAAUGCCAUUCCAUCUGUGUCUCAUCUUGCAUAGAUUUUAAAUCAGAAAUUCAAAACAACUGAAAAUAAGAAAGUAAACAAAUCCACCAAACUAUAAAGAAACACCAUCUUUAUUAUCACUAUAUAUAAUCCAUAAUAUCCAGGAAACUCCAGCCAGGCAAUUUUCAGCUUGCUUUUGAAAGCCAUUACUGGCAAGACAAACUUCUAAUGUCAGUCUAUAGUUUAAUUUAAUGUAAGCUCAUGAAAGGUGGUAUUUUUUUUUUGGCCAAAACUCCGUAAAACUUCUUUGCAUUCUGUAAUGUGAUGAGAAUCUUUGUGCCAUUGCAGUCUUGGACAGAAGUCAACGCUGUGUGUGCACUCACUUUGAUGUAUUCUCAUAUAAACCUGGGUUUAAAUGAGUGUUGAAUAAAGUACCUAUGAUCAAUAAGCAUCCAGUGGUAAAGGCAAACACUCACUUAAGUUUGUAGAAUUAGCUUGGUCAAUUAAAUGUAAUGUUGUAAUGGCAAUGAGAAAAAUAUGGCAGUCACUACUCGUGUAUGAUGGCACUGUUGCUCUGAAGUCUGUGAUUUGUUCCUCAGGUAACUGACCAUGCAGUGACAUUCAGUUACUGUAUUUAUCUCUUUAGCCAGAAAUCUUGGGGUUGUUAUAAGAGAAAUAUUACCUGUACUGAACUCUGUGUGGCCCAGCACUACAUUUAGCAUUUUUUCAUCACUACAUCAUUUAUGUUUUUGUGCUAUUUAGUGCACAGUUCACGAACAGUUAUUUGGUGGAAACAGUUUUACAGUUCCGAAUGAGUAGCUUCUAUGACAGGGUUUUUGGGUAUUGGCACAGAUUGAAUGUGGCACACAAACAUAAAAAUGACAUGUGAUUAACCUGAAUGCAUUUUGUGCUAAGUGGAAAACCUAAGUAUGUUACUAUAUUUCCUGAAAAAAAUGGUUUGAUGAUUUAAUCCUCUGGGCACAUUAAAAUGACAGACCAUAAAAUAUGUCUUGCUGUUGUCAUGAGGUUCAGACUAGAAUUGUUUCUGUUGUCGUGCAUACCUAAGCAAAAGAAGACCACAGAUGUACUGAACAUUCUAUUAAGUGGCACCACAUUAAAGAAACAGCCUUAUAAUUGUGUCACACAGUCCCAGAUGUAAAGAGCAUGUGAGAGUAUGAUUAACAGUGCAGUGAAUCAACCAUCACAGUAUUGUUUUUUUAUAUUUUAGCAAUUGAUAUGUAGAGAAACUGUAUUUUUAAAUCUUAGAGUCCAACAGAGGGGACAAGGUCUUCCUUUAGAUUUUAUCACCUCUACAUAAAUUUAGGAAUUAGGUAGGUGUUCUACUCUUUGUCUCACAAAAUUAUGACAUAUUUGCUGGUCUGGAACAUUUUGAAUUUACAUUAUCUUUUUAUGAUCAGUUUUUUUACAGCAUAACUGAUGGUUCACAAAUGUUUAGGAUACUUGAAAUAAUUUCUCUUUUGAGAAGUCAGGGUUACCAUGUGACCUCUCUUUCCAUGUUAUUGGUAAUAGUGACUAAGGUGUCAGGUGCAACAAGAUAAGUUAGAUUUAACUUCUGUGGUUUGUUAAGUCCAUAUAAAAUACCAUUAAUUCCAUUUUCAAUCUGUGUAAUUUUAAUUGCUAUGUUUAUGAAAAAUUUGUUUCUUCCCAUAUCUUGCUAAAAUAAAAGAUGAGAACUCAA